UUUAAUUUUGUUAUUGGUAUUUACAUCGUACUAUUAUUUCAUCUAUUUUUGGGAAACACAUUUUAGCAAGUUAGAUUGAAAGAGUUAAACUAAAUGUUCAUAAUAAUGGGAACUCAUUCUUUGUCAGCAAAAGAUUAUUUUCUUUCAAUAUCGUGAAUUUAGUAGAUAUGUUUUUUCGAUGGUUUUUUAAUAUAAUUACGAUUAACUAAUAUAAACUUCCUUAUUUAUUACGGAAACGUCUCCGCAUCCACAAGCUAUGAGUAAAUUCGUCAUUGUCAUCUAUGAUACGAAAAUUUCUGAAAAAAAUACUACAUGUAUUAUAAAAAAUAUAAAUCUGAAAUUUUCAAAUAUAAAAAUAUCGAUAUGUAUAUAUUUCAAACAUAAAAAUUAUCGAUCGGCACGCCUCCGUUCGGCACUUCGUUUAACUAUUUUCUUCCUUGUUGUAUCGUCGGCAAAACAGAAAAUCACUGAUACCAACCAAAUCAACCGGUUAAUGUGUAGGUUAAAUGUAACCAUCGAAGUGAUGUGAAGUCGAACGUAUACCAGUAGAAUUGACAAAAUUACAUGAAGAAAAACAUGAUUGACAGAAACCGAUAACCGUCCAAGGUCCAUAGAAUUUUUUUCACCAUAUGAGCUUUCGCUUUGUUGAUCUUAAUAAUAUAGGUUAUAAAUUAUUCGUUGAAAUAACGAUAUUUCGAUUGUAAAGUGAAAAAGCUUCCCGAAAAUUCUAUCGUCUUCUUGGUUAUUCUUCCACUCGAGUUGUGCUUGACUGCAAAUCGUUCAAUCUUGUCAAAUACAAGUGCUUCAAAAAAAGGAUUUACCAUCUUGAAAAAAGAACUAUAUAUAUUUAUUAAAUUUUAGUUACAUAUUUUCAACCAUAAACAUUGUUUUGUAUACUUAUAGUGUUGUUUUUUUUUAUUUUUAUUUUUUACGCAGUAAAAAUCGAUCGAUCGUCUGUUUUUGGUUAUAACUCGAUUCUACGCGCCACUACAUUCUAAUCGACGAUCUCAUUGCUUUUCUUUUUUUGUUUUUAUGUAUAUCGAAAUUUGAAACAUUUAUUGCCAACAAAAUUAUAUUUAAGGCGGACGAUGUGACUUUUGUAAAUCAGUGAAUACGUGACUCGAGUGAGUUCGCUGUGUUUGUGUUCUUUGCUAAAAUAGUUGGACAUUUAUUUCUACUUAUUUCUUUAAUAUUUUCUAAUCUUGGAAGAACAUAUAUAUUUGAAGUGUCUUCUUGUUGACUGAGUGUCUCCUUAAAUCUUCAGAUUCGAAAUUUCAGACUUGAAAGUUUAAUAAUUUUUAUUCUAAAACACAACAGUGUUAUUGUUUGGUAUGAUAACUCGAGCGCUGAGAUUAUAAAUGAUAGUGCUUGUUAGUUUUCAAUUGCAUCGCUUCUAAGAAUAUCUAAGAAUAUAGAUUUGUUGUAACAAAUUCUGUGCCAUCCAUCAAUCAAAGCAUUAAAAAUGGAAUUUCCUUUAUGGAAUAAGUUUUUUAUUUUUGCUGAUAUUAUAAUGAGAGUACCACCUUUGUUCAUCAUCGAUGGAUUAUUUAGAAUCAGUCUUGGAUUACCUGAUGAAACUAUUGUAUUAAGUAGUACAGAUAAUGACUUUAAAAUUACCAGUGCAUUGAAUACUUCUAUGGAAUUUGUUCCCUUGAUUGGUCCAGAAUCCUUUUUAUUGGAAUACUUUAAUUUUGAACAACAGGGUUAUCAAAUGUUUAUUGUGAUAAUGUUGAAAUUUAUAGUAUGCUGUAUAGGAUGUAUAGCAGCUUUGUGCACAUUUAUGUUAUGGACAAAACAUCUUAUAAUCGUGUACUUAUACAUGAUAUCUAUAGGAGUAAUAUUUAUAUCCUAUUGGUCUAAUGUUAGUACUAUCGAAGCUGUUAUUGCAUAUGUGAGCAAACCUGAAUAUACAAACAGUAUAUUGGAUGAUAUAUUACAUUUGAAUCUGACUUCUAUUAUCAAGGAAGGAACAGGAUCUUUGCUUUUUCAAAACUAUAUAUUGCAGUGUUUAUUGGCUAGCAUUUUUUGUUAUAUACACUUCGCUCCAAGAUAUUUAAUUCUUCAAAAAUUGCUGGUAAUGAGUUUUAUGACACCAUCACUUCUGGCUAUCCAUCCAUUACCUAUAUCGAUUCUUUAUAAUGCGCCAGUUUUUGCAACACUGCUUCCAUUAGCUGUUUGUAAAUUUAUUAUUUGGUACAAUGGCGUUUUAAUUCUGAAAACCAUUUAUAUGGGAUAUGCUCAUGCACGCAAUUUUAUAAGUAAUUAUGGUCUAUCUGCUCUUGUAGAGACAGAAUGGUUCCGUCUAAACGUUCCAUGCGUAUUACGUACGUUUUGGUUGUUGAGAAUAGGAGAAGAAGUUGUACAAAUUUUGGGAAAUCAUUAUGGAGAUGAAGAUUUCUCAUAUUAUGAUAUGCUCAGAACCUUAUUGGUAAAUGGAUGUGAGACCUUGACUGCAGUGUUAGGGAUGACUAGUAUAAUUUCACUUAUUUGCCAUUAUAUUGGUUGCUUCUUCCAAUGGGUAUUAUUGACCGAGGAUGGCGAUGAAAAAAGCAUCGGCACGAUAUCCGCAAUAUUAUUCUACAUAUUAGCACUUCAAACUGGAUUGACAAGCUUAGAUAGAGAAAAUCGAUUAGUCAAACUAUGUAGAAAUUUUUGCUUAUUAUUUACUGCAGUACUACAUUUUGUACAUAACAUUGUAAAUCCACUCUUAAUGUCUCUCAGUGCUUCGCAUAAUCCAGCACUGCAUAGGCAUUUACGUGCUCUUGCAGUUUGCGCCUUCCUUAUAUUCUUUCCAGUUUCUCUAUUGGUAUUCCUUUGGUCACAGUUUAGUGUGAGCACAUGGUUAUUGGCUGUGUCUGUUUUCAGUGUUGAAGUAAUAGUCAAGGUAAUGGUAUCCUUGGCUAUAUAUGUCUUAUUUCUCAUUGAUGCAUAUCGUACUGCAUUUUGGGAAGAGUUAGAUGAUUGCGUUUAUAUUAUAAGAUCUUUUGGCAAUAUCAUAGAAUUUGCCUUUGGCGUUAUAUUACUCUUCAAUGGUUUCUGGAUAUUAAUCUUUGAAGCUGGCGGUGCUAUUCGUGCUAUUAUGAUGUGCAUUCACGCAUACUUCAAUAUUUGGUGUGAAGUCAAAGCUGGGUGGCUAGUUUUUAUGAAGAGACGAACUGCAGUCAACAAAAUUAAUUCUUUGGCCGAAGCGAAGUUUGAACAGCUACGAUCUCUCAAUGACGUAUGUGCCAUAUGCUACCAAGAAAUGCAGGCUGCGAAGAUUACACGCUGCAAUCAUUACUUCCAUGGCGUGUGCCUACGAAAAUGGCUCUACGUACAAGAUCGAUGUCCACUUUGUCAUGAUGUCGUCUAUAAGCCUCAAAAUAAGGAGGACUGUUCUACGGAUUCGCUGUCACCGGAAUAGAGAAAAAAAAUAAAAGGACGGGGAUAACGAAGUCUUCCAAAAAGGAGAUCAGAAUAAGCUGGAGCAAUUUUAAGCAAGACUCGUCAUUGGAAGAGAUAAUAGACAAAACUCUUCAAUGAGGAUAAUUACUAUGACACAUAGCUUUAUUGUGAUAUUCUUUAUACUAAUAAAUAUUGCGAACUUAAGAAGGCUUAAAUUGUGCGACAUCGAUCUUUAAAAUUUUAUUUGAUUACUUUCUUCUUGAUAAUACACUACAUUAGUAGAGUGUACAUAAAAAAUGAGUUUCGAUAAGAGGAUUUAAUACAUUCUUCCUUAAAUUUACUAUACGCUAUUGUAUGCGUUCCUUAUCAAACAAUAUAAUUAAAGAAACUUAACAAAUGGUGUAAUUUACUACGACGUAUUAAUAACUUAAUUAUCUACGAACUAGAUUUAUACUAAUCUCUCUCUUCCUUUCUCUUUCUCUUUUUCACUAGAUUAUCUCUAAUUUCUCAUAUACGAUUACGAUUAGAUUAACAUCAAAGUCUCGAUUUAUAUCUACUGUUAUAAUGCGAUUGGAAGCUUGAAAAAAAUAAAUUUAUAUUCAUAUUAGAUUUAAAAUAUAUUAAUUAUAUAUAUAUAUACAUAUAUAUAUCUUUCAUACCUGGCAUAUCUUAUUGCCAAGAAUGAUGUCUGCACAAAGAUUUGAAGCCUAAUCUUAAGCUUAUGUAUAUACGCUUUAAAUGUAUAUAUGCAUGUAUACAUUGAGAUCGUUAAGUUAAACAUGAAAAUAACAUUGUUUUAUCGAAAAUAUUUUAUAUAUCACGUAUGUUACUUGAUUAUCUCGUGUAUACUUUUCCACUUGAUUCUUUUCCUACUAGUAAGUGACAAAUACAUAGCUUUCUU
Messenger RNA from Vespula pensylvanica (western yellowjacket), 4285 nucleotides. RefSeq names its product protein TRC8 homolog (gene Trc8). Gene Ontology annotation, cellular component: endoplasmic reticulum; endomembrane system. Lineage: Eukaryota; Metazoa; Arthropoda; Insecta; Hymenoptera; Vespidae. The transcript has 3 exons. The record is from RefSeq and is a predicted model, not a curated record. Gene Ontology annotation, biological process: ERAD pathway. Bases 1463 to 3403 code for a protein of 646 amino acids. Gene Ontology annotation, molecular function: ubiquitin protein ligase activity.